Messenger RNA from Aspergillus tanneri, 4068 nucleotides. It is a transcript of the gene RTC1, whose product is annotated as WD repeat protein. The transcript has 2 exons. The record is from RefSeq and is a predicted model, not a curated record. Gene Ontology annotation, molecular function: protein binding. Bases 1 to 4068 code for a protein of 1355 amino acids. Gene Ontology annotation, biological process: positive regulation of TOR signaling. NCBI's taxonomy places the organism in Eukaryota, Fungi, Ascomycota, Eurotiomycetes, Eurotiales, Aspergillaceae.
AUGUCAGAUUACCCUCGCUUGCCUACCCGAGGUGGCAGCUCUUCUCCAGCUCCUCCCCCUCCUCCCCCACCGGUCCCCGUGCAACAGAGCCACAAGUAUUCCAACCGCGCAGCGAGUGCCCUGGCAAGAUUUGCUCAGCCGUUCUUUUCUGGGUCGAGACCUCCGAGUCCGCUGACUCCUGGGGGCCGUGCGGAUUUGUCUGCUGGUCCCCGUCCUGCUAAGUCGAAGUCCUUACCUGGGACGUCCCAAACUGUUACUCAUAAGACCGGUAUUCCAAUUGCAGCACUAGACAUCUCCCCUCAACGGACACACGCAGUAAUCGGGGGGAAAGAAAUCUUGAGAACGAUUCGUGUCUCACCGGACCACUUGUCCGAGGAAUUCAAUCUUCGCAAUGCCAUCAUCAGUUACUCAUCCACUCAUCAUGUCGGUAGUGGGCUCUCAGCGCGACACAAGGACCAGCUGACGGUGAGGGAUGUAAAGUGGUCACAUGGCACUUACGACCAAAUUAUCGCCACUGCAGUGGCAAACGGCCGCAUUGUACUCUAUGAUCUGCAUCGGACCGGCCUUGAGUAUUGUCGGUUCCAGGGACAUAGUCGCCAAGUCCACCGACUGGCUUUCAACCCGCAUAAGCCGCAGUUGCUUUUGUCUGGAAGCCAGGAUUCAUCCAUUCGGAUGUGGGACUUGCGUAUGCCAUCUAUAGAGCGUGGGGUUUCGGUCUGCGGGAGCAAGGAGCUGUACAACGGCAAUAGCGAUGCGAUUCGUGAUAUUAGGUGGUCCCCAAGCGACGGAAGUAUGUUUGCAACCGCAACAGACAGCGGCGCAAUUCAAUUAUGGGAUAUUCGCAAAAAUAGCGCACCAAUGAUGAGAAUUACAGCCCAUGACAGGCCUUGUUUUUCAGUGGAUUGGCAUCCUGAUGGGAAACAUAUCAUUAGCGGCGGCACAGACAGACAAGUCAAAGUAUGGGACUUUUCCUCUUCGGCUGAGCGAAGACAGAAGCCGACCUUUCAAUUUCGGACACCUCAGGCUGUUCUUAACGUUCGAUGGCGUCCGCCGUCCUGGGCUAGGGAGCCAGAAAGUUCUGGUGACUGGCAGUCAACUCAAGUGGUUACAUCCUAUGACAAAGAAGAUCCACGUAUCCACCUCUGGGAUCUUCGACGACCUCAUAUACCAUUCCGAGAGUUUGACCGAUAUGACUCGCACGCCACAGAUUUACUUUGGCAUUCAAAGGAUCUGUUGUGGACGGCAGGCGAAACUGGUGCUUUCACUCAGACCGAUGUCCGGUAUGCUCCUCAGGUGGUCAACCAAAGGCCAACGUGUGCUGUAGCAUGGAGCCCCAGCGGUGAGGUGCUGGCCUUUGUCCAGAAGCGCUCCAGACAAAACAAUCUGGGACUCAGCACCACCAACUUCGUAGGCCAUCAGGAGGAGGAAAGUAACAGCGGUGAAGUGCUCAUUCAGAGCCCAGCAGAUGACUUGCUAGAUGAGCCUUCUUUCGCACCUAUCCGCCACCGGCAUAGUAAAUCAACAAGCAGUGCCAGGCCAUCAAAAUCAUUGGGUAGUACACCGCCCAGUACUUCUUAUUUCAACCCAGUCCUCCCCUUAGAACAGGUAUUGGCAAAGAUUAAACCACCUGGCCCUCGGCAACUUGGAAUAGUUGGAAGUGUUCCAGGUGCUACAAUGAGUCGGGAGGCUUUUCAGCAUUUGGCACGCCGUUAUAUUCCACUGUUUGGCGAUUCCAGUGACAUACAUACGGAUCGUCUUCGCUGCCUCCUAGAUUCUUUAAGCCAUAAUGCUCAGUGCGCAGAAGAUGUGUCAUUGAUAAAAUUAGCUCAAACAUGGCGCAUCGUCCAGUUUGCUACUAUUCAAGAGCUUCAACUGAAAUCAAGAGAGUGGCACCGGAUCCCUGAACGCCCUCGCAGUCUCCGCAAGAAGCUCUCCAAAGAAGGACCAUUUACUGAAAAGCAACGAGCCCUAGAAGACGGGAGGCAAGGUAGGAUAAAAAGCCGAAUCUUUAGGGGGGUGUUUGAUACCGACGUACCUAAGAAGCCCCUCAAAGACGCCGAAAGUGCGUCCAAUAUGACGACACCUCUUGCACAGCCUUUGCCUGAUUCUCCCGUUGGGUCUUCCGACAGCCCUAACUCUCGCUCCAUAUCCUCGAAUGAUUUUGCAAACAUUCAACCUCUUCCACCGUCCCUUUUAAGUUCCCAUAAUGAUACCAUGACCUCCAAUGAUUGGUCCUCGAUGUCUGAUGCUGAAUCCCGUCCUGCUGUCCACUUGGAGUAUGGUCAAUCAUCUGCAAGCGAAAAUCCACAACCACGGAUAAUACCCGGAUCAGUUCCCCAGGUUCCUGAGAAUGACCAGAGGUCUGCACCGCGGGCAAUUACUGGCAGAGCUGACUGGCGCGCUCGGGAUCAUAUUGAAUUCACAAAGGGUAUCUCAGAGGAAGACGAAUAUGACCAGAAAAUGGAAGAUAAGAGAGCGGCUCUCCGUGACUAUAAGUCAUUUCCCAAGAAGGUCUUGUCUCUCGAGUCUCCCAUGGAGACUACAAAACCCCCAAUUUUCCAUCAUCACGAAUCAACAGAAAGUUUCCCGAUGUUUUCAGCGUCUACAGAGAGCUCACAUCCUUCCAAGUCAAUGGAAACACCGUUCCCUCGAGCGAGCCUAUGCGGCGUCUCGGAAGGCGCUGAUCCCACAGAGGAGCUUGGAAACGAAAACCUUAGUAAGGAUCCUUCUAAAGAUAGAGGAGAAUCAUUUUUGAGUUCUGGCUCUGUUCAGAGUGAAGACCUGUGUGAAGAUGAGCCCUUAGAGGAACUUCCAGGUUCUGGUCAUAUCCACCUUGAACGACCUUUUAGCCCCCCACUUCUUCUCAAGGAAUCCAGACCUUUAGAAACUUGGCACCAAGAAGAUGGUAAUCACAAUGAUUACCGCGAUUCCGCCGCGCAAAGCUUGGCUUGUUGGAACACGCCUGAUGGAAGUGAUGGUUUUUCUGGAGUCUCCAUCCCCAUCAACCCUGAUGAAUCAGAGAUUAAACCUUGGAGUGCCGAGGCUUUACUGAAAGAAGCAAUCAGGCAUUAUCAUAGCAGCGCUAAUGUUGAUAUUCAAUCUGCUGCUCAUCUGCUCCAGAAACUACGUGCUCUCUUCCAGGAUUAUGAAAAGAUUCUCCCCAGGGAAGAAUGUGAGCUUAUUUUCAAAUUGUACAAUGAACAUCUUGUGCGCCAGUCAAUGUAUAUCGAAGCAGCUGAGCUCCGGCUUCUCUGUGUGCCUUCUUAUCCGUCGGUCUACGAAUACGCACAGAUAGACACCUUUAUGAAUUUGUUUUGUUACACAUGCAAGCGACCAUAUGAGAAUCCCAAACACGACAAUAGUCGCUGUUAUCGCUGCAGCACCCCCCAGGAGCCCUGUACUAUUUGCCUGAGCCUCGAUCCCCCUCAAGAAUGGGUGGCAGGGCAGAGUGCGCUCCCUACGCGCUCAAGCUCUGAACGGGAUCCUGAGGUCAUUUCACACUUUUUAUCCUCUAAUUCGUCACUUAGGACAGAGCUAAUCCCUCCAUCCGAAAUGCAACAAAUUGAUGGAAACUUUAUUGAUCCCUUCUGUCCUCCUCGACCGAUGGGCUCUACACUCUGGAUAUGGUGUCAAGGUUGCGGCCACGGAGGUCAUAUGGCUUGCAUCAGUACAUGGCUGAACGACGUUGCAGUCAGCGAGGGCGGUUGUGCGACCCCAGGCUGCAUGCAUGACUGCGGUCCAGGCCCACGCAGAGAACAUAAUCGGGCAGUCUUACUGGAGGAGUCCAAGAAGCGCGACUCAGCGAGCAGGAAAGCCGGUGUUGGCUUUGUCAAGCGGGAUACCUGGGCUAAAGGUGAAAGUAAAGCCGUUGAAAAGGUCCGGGGUAUGCUAAGUGUGGGCACAUCUGGUGGAACGAACACUUCCUCUAGCACUGCCGCUCCCAGUGGAGCUUCCUCUAAUCUAAUGUCACCCAAAAAAGUACGCCUUGUUACUCCUGAUGAACAAGGCAAGCGACGAAGUGCUACUUCCCGUGCUAGCACUGGGGGUAACAGUGGACUCGCAAGCUGA